Messenger RNA from Arachis ipaensis, 642 nucleotides. The record is from RefSeq and is a predicted model, not a curated record. Lineage: Eukaryota; Viridiplantae; Streptophyta; Magnoliopsida; Fabales; Fabaceae.
AUGGGGGACAUAAAAGUGUAUGUUGAUUUUUGGGAGAUGGAGCCGCCGGAUAGCGAUUUGUUUGGAACACACUCCGACAAGGAGUUCCCAAGAGGAGACGAACUAGAGUUUUUAGACGAUGAUUCAGAGGUUGAUGAAGAUAGGCCUCAAGAUAAGAGGAUAGCAGAGCUGUCACGAGAAGAUAUCUUACAACUUGAGUUUUCAAAUGAGGAUGCUGUUUAUCGAUUCUACAAGACUUAUGCAAUGCUGCAUGGCUCAAGAAAGGAAGAGGUUGAAAAGGACGAAAGAAUCAGGGACCACCGACCCCUAACUCGAAGUUGUUGCCGUGCAAGAAUUCGUUCAAGACUAGAUAGAAAAAUUCAUAAAUGGAAGGUUGUUUCGUACUACGAAGAGCACUCUCAUGGAUUAGUUGAUCCACUCGACGUUAGCAUGAUGCCUGAGUAUCACACAUUCAGUGUCUCAGAUGAAGCUCAGGCGAAGAAUUUGCACGACAUAGGCAUCAUGACCUGUCACAUCUUGGGAUACUUGGCUGCUCAAAAAGGUGGAUAUGCAAACUUGUCAUUCAACCAAAAGGAUAUGUACAACCUCAUUACUCAACAAAGGAAGAAAAAGGUGAUGAAGGGUGGUGAUGAAGGGUGGUGA